UUCGCCUCGGUCAAUUUAUUGAAAAAUCUUGUAAGAGUAAGAGGAUUUAUAACAUAAUCGUCACAAGCUCAAACCUGACAUACAACUUUGUUUAAUUUGUGAAAAUAUCGAUUAGGUUGACUUCAACUUGUAAAAUUAUGGUUUAGAUAUUUGUACAUACUUUAAUCAGGAAAAUAAUCUAUUUAGACAAGGACUUUUUUCAGGAUUUUUUUGCGGGCACUUUUGAGUUAAAUGGUUCAUUGAUGGAAAAUAAGGAAAAAAAGGGGACAAUAGUGUAGUAUCGAAACUGAAAAAAAGUAUAAUGAAGAAAAGCGUCGCCCGAAUGACAGCGGAUGCAUACAAACGUACAUUUCAGUCUACAUGCAGGUGUGAAUGCCGUCUACCGUCAUUUAUAUUUGGGUGAAGAAAAUAAUUCUAGUUUAAGAAAAGUAUAAACUAUCAAAUCGAGGACAAAAAUGGCAUCAAAAGAAACCAUACGUUUCGAGACUGACAUACAAAGAAUUAAAGUAGUAGAUGUUUUUACUAUUUAUUAUGUAUUCAAUGCUCUUAUUGGCUAUCUUCAGACAGUAUUCCAUACUUUUUCGAUAACGUACAUUCUGGAUUCAUUGGAAAAACAGAAACGCUUGUACCUAGCAGAGUUUCUAAAAACGGUAUAUUUAGGACACAUACAGACAAUUUCUGGAGGAUGCAAAAGAGAUUUGAAAAGGAUUGGAAAAUUGUGGCUAUCCUUUAAAAAGUUUGUGGACUCUAAAAAGGACAAAUCAUUCAGAAUUUGCUAUGAAUUCUUGUCGGAUGCAUUUCGAACGGAAAUGAUGAACGGGGAACAAGAGGCUGUAGAUAAGUUUGCAAUAUGUACUUGGUUCCAGGUCCAAACAUACGAAAUGGACCAAUGUGAAAAAAGAAAAUCGAUUCUCGAAAACAUGGUUGCUGUAAUACCGGACAAUCUUGACAGAACUGUAGCUGAAAUAGUUUAUUAUAGUAAAAUGGCAACGACUGCGGAAUUUGAAAAUGACAUAGAAAGUGCUAAAGACUUUGCAAGCGAAGCAAAGUACUUGAGUGAAAAAUGCGAGGAUAAAACAGCAAAAAUCCUGGCACAUUAUAGUUACUUCUUUCUUCAUCGGAGGUUAUAUUUACGAGACAAAAGCGAAACGAACCAAGAAUUAGUUCUGGAACAAUGUAAUAUUGGUUGCGACAUGUUCCCAGUUCCCGACGAAGACGGUGACUUUGAAAUGUACUGCGCAUUGUUAUUCCUACUCUACAAGGCAGGCGACUACUUGCAUAUCACAUACAAACUUGAAGUUCUUGAUUCUGAUAUGAUGAGCCUUUCAACUAUCGUGGCAGCUGAGGAAGUUCUUAGAAGUGCAUACAAAUACAUACCUAUAUCUACUCCAAGAAAACAGCUGACGUUCAAAUUCUGUAGGGGUAGGCUAUAUCAUUUACAAUCUGAGUUUGAAAAAGCUAGUACAUACUUGAAGGAAACGAAAGAUCUGAUGAAAGGUGGUGUAUUAAGCGAGAAGGAGCAGGAGAACGUUUCCAGAUAUUGUGAAAAAUUUGAAGAAGAACUCAGGUGCGUUUUUAACUUUAAUAUGUUAUUUCUAAAUUGA
Mercenaria mercenaria is the source of this 1604-nucleotide messenger RNA. RefSeq lists its product as uncharacterized. NCBI's taxonomy places the organism in Eukaryota, Metazoa, Mollusca, Bivalvia, Venerida, Veneridae. The record is from RefSeq and is a predicted model, not a curated record. The coding region runs from base 456 to 1604 and encodes 382 amino acids. The transcript has 2 exons.